AUGGUUGAUGUUGACGACGAAGAGAAUUCCUCUGCCCUGCCCGGUGCUCGGAUCACCGAGUCGAUUCAUCGGGAGUCGUGCUGUUCCUGCUCGCGCACUUCAUCCAAACUCGCUCCGAGGGAGAACGCGGCCUCGGAGGGCGUUGGUACCGAGGAACGCAUCCACGUCUAA
Messenger RNA from Phytophthora nicotianae INRA-310, 171 nucleotides. RefSeq lists its product as hypothetical. NCBI's taxonomy places the organism in Eukaryota, Oomycota, Peronosporomycetes, Peronosporales, Peronosporaceae. The record is from RefSeq and is a predicted model, not a curated record. The coding region runs from base 1 to 171 and encodes 56 amino acids. The transcript has 2 exons.